Acaulospora colombiana is the source of this 2152-nucleotide messenger RNA. The record is from the annotation of a GenBank genome assembly. NCBI's taxonomy places the organism in Eukaryota, Fungi, Glomeromycota, Glomeromycetes, Diversisporales, Acaulosporaceae.
GGAAAAAGGCGUAGGGUCCACUUUCACACCCUCUUCUACGUCUCGUGAACAAUCUUAUAUCGACAAUAAUCGGGUUGAAGUCUUGCGGCUCCUUUUGAUCCUCUUAUCCAAGCAGAUAUACUCCUCUCCUUCUUCAAUACUUCAAAAUCCCUCAAAAUAUACGCACUAUCUCGUACAAAAGGUCUCAAGAAAAUCCGUCCUGACAGUUUUGUGCUCCCUUAUCAAUGUCAUUGCCAACUUUUCGUCUGCUCCUCCACCUGGUACACCAACCGGUGGUAUUGGUGCUGGUAUCGCAGGAGUCGGGAAAGGGAUCAGUAAAGGGCUCAAUCAACUUCCAUAUACACAGGUUUGGAAGGGAGAGGAUUCCCGAGAGAUGCUGGUAUGCACUGCUGCCCAGGUUUUGGUGGUCGUACUCGAUUAUCAGAGUGGGAAUGCCAGGGACAUACAGUCAGCGUCUUCUAAUACCGCUGAACCUUAUUCCCCUGCUCCCAUUGCAGGAGCAGCCCAUCCUAAUCUGGACCUUCCCUAUGGCCAGAAUGUUCCAACGACGCCCAGCGCUCCAACUCGUCCAGGAGCGCCAUCUCCUAAAACCCAUCACUUCCGAUACUUCUUAGCUAAGAUCCAUCGACCCGCUGAUAUGACAUACCUUCUGGAUGGCAUUCUUGGAGUAUUAGGAGAAGAAAUUCGUAAAGGAGGUUCGUUACUUGGAAUAGGACUAGGUGCUUUGCAAGGGGUUGGGGUGAAAGCAGCAGGCCCAAAAUCUCCAGGAUGCGCUCAGGAAGUGCUUCUCAUAUUAUGGAAGCUGCUGGAGGUCAAUAAGAAAUUCCGGACACAUGUAAUGGAGGGUGAUCGAGCGAUGGACGUCAUGGCCUGUAUUCUUGCAUACGGCCUAGAGCUGAAAGAUAAACCUAAAUCGAAUGGUGCCUGUCGAUGCCUAAGCUAUAUGCUUCAGUUCCUAUCUGCAGAACCUGGAUUUGGUCCACAACUCUCAACCGUCCCCAUUCGGAUAGCCUUACCCACCAAAUGGAACGUGUCGAUCCAUGCCAUCAUAUCUGCUGGUUCUGCUACCUCUACAGGGGAGACUGCCCAAAACCCAUUGAACAACUUCUCAACUUCCUACCCGGCAUUCAUUAUCUCCCUUGCAAAUGCAGCGCCUUACCUCAAGAACAUCAGUAUCUCUUCGAGCAAUAAACUCAUGGAAUUGUUUACAGCAUUUUCUGAUCCAAGAUUAUUGCUAGCAGACGAAGGAAAUCCUAGAUUGACCCGUGCUGAUUCCAAAACUGACAUCAACGAUAGGCUCGACGCUUUCAAUUCCAUAAUUCUUCGCCAUCCGUCUCAGAAUCCCCAUCUCCUCUACGCAAUGCUCCGUUCCCAUGUCCUUUUCGAGGACCUUGGGACCUUCAAUUUAGCCCGCGGCCUACGGGAUAUCAAACGUCGAGAGGAAGAAGAAAGAAACAAAAGUUUAACCUCUCCUACUCAUGCUAAAGGUAAAUCCCCCACUCGGGGAGAAGAUACAACUGGUCAGCAAGCACAUGAGGAAAAAGCUCGCCUUCUCGCCGCCGAGGGGAUUGAGCCUCACUCUAUGGGAGGAGACAUAGACAGAAACGGAAUUGACGCAUCAUUAGGGAGUAUGAGGAUCUCGUCACCUCCUCCCACUAGUUCAAGCAGUUGGGAGGGAGAGGGCGCUGCUGGUACUAGUGAUGACGUAUCACAUAUCUCAGAGAAAGCUAGAGGGAAGAUGAGACAGAGAAAUGAAAGCUUAGAUGUCACUGCUGAGCUAGCUGCUGCUGCUCAGAUUGGAAGAAAUGGCUUCAUACCUACUCAGGAAUGGGUGACCUCCUGGCAGCAAGGGCUCCCCCUUGAUCCCAUCUUGCUCGCUAUCUCUGAGCUUCUACCAAAAGUUCAGCAGAUACAAUCGUCAAUGAGCAGAACAACCGCCAGCCCGGCCGUUAUGGAUUUCUUAAAAGUGGUAGACCUGAAAGCGGUAUUACCUCAGCGACAAAUCGUCACCCCAAGACCCUUCAUAUGGACAGACUCGCCUAUGGAAUGGAACGAACGUCCGCCUGUUCUAUGUCAAGCAUGCGCAACCUCAAGGCCGCCAGAUAACAGAUACCGUCUCCAAUGUUGUGGGGGGCAUACUGGGUCGGAGUGA